AUGAAAGUUCAUGUGGACAAAAGCAAGGUUUUUAUACCUGGGCAGGAAAAGCCAAAGGAGAAAGAGAAGAAGUACAUGCUGCCGGUGGACAACUUGAAGGUGCGAGACAUCGAGAAAAGUUUCAUGUCCAGCAAGCACAUCUUUGCCCUCUUCAAUACGGAGCAAAGGAAUGUUUACAAAGAUUACCGUCAACUGGAGCUGGCGUGUGAAACCCAGGAGGAGGUAGAUAGUUGGAAGGCGUCCUUCCUGCGGGCUGGAGUUUACCCAGAACGCGUUGUGUCUGCAGAGUCAGAAGAGAAUGGCUCGGACAGCUUAAUGCAUUCAAUGGAUCCCCAGCUGGAGAGGCAAGUGGAAACGAUCCGGAACCUUGUUGAUUCCUACAUGGCCAUCGUCAACAAAACCAUCCGUGAUCUGAUGCCCAAGACAAUCAUGCACCUUAUGAUAAACAAUACCAAGGAGUUCAUCAACUCCGAGCUCCUCGCCAACCUCUACUCCUGCGGUGACCAGAACACCCUCAUGGAGGAGUCGGCCGAACAAGCCCAGCAUCGCGACGAGAUGCUGCGCAUGUACCACGCCCUGAGAGAGGCCCUGAACAUCAUCGGGGACAUCAACACCACAACCAUUAGCACCCCGCUGCCUCCGCCGGUGGACGACUCUUGGCUGCAGGUGCAGAACAUACCGUCCGGACGCAGGUCUCCCACCUCCAGCCCCACGCCGCAGAGAAGAGCGCCGGCAGUCCCUCCCGCCAGACCUGGAUCGCGGGGACCAGCUCCUGGACCUCCGCCUGCUGGUGGACCCAGCCUCGGUGGUGCUCCGCCUGUGCCUUCCAGGCCGGGGGCCUCUCCUGAUCCUUUUGGGCCACCCCCGCAAGUCCCCUCGCGGCCCAACCGCGCGCCCCCAGGGGUCCCAAGCCGGCCUAGCAAAGCCAGUCCCUCUCGUCCGGAGAGUCCAAAGGCACCGUUUGACAUGUAACUCUGCUCAUCCAUCCUUUUAUCUGCCUCUUAGCUGUCCUGUCCUGGAAUGAUCGAACGCACAUCUUUAAAAAAAAACACAAAAAAAA
Notechis scutatus (mainland tiger snake) is the source of this 1060-nucleotide messenger RNA. The record is from RefSeq and is a predicted model, not a curated record. Lineage: Eukaryota; Metazoa; Chordata; Lepidosauria; Squamata; Elapidae.